Gryllus bimaculatus (two-spotted cricket) is the source of this 615-nucleotide messenger RNA. The record is from the annotation of a GenBank genome assembly. NCBI's taxonomy places the organism in Eukaryota, Metazoa, Arthropoda, Insecta, Orthoptera, Gryllidae.
AUGAGGGUGCGAGAGGCGGAUGUUUGGUGGAAUGUUAAAGUUGUGGUCGGACAUCCUUUCGACAUCAAUAAAGUGAGAGUGCAGACUAUGCCCAAACACGCCGCGAGGAGAAAGACCACUUUAACACCGGAACUGUGGAGUGCGCGAAGAAAGACACUUGCGGCUGACAGAAUUCAGAGGACUAUACAAAGGUAUGGGGGCGCCGGUUGUGAUAGUGGUAACGAUAUUUCAAUAGAUUUUUGCCUUGGGCAUUGGGCCAAAAAACAAAAUCCAAAACAUCAGCAUGCACAUGUCAACCUCAAGUAUACGGGACUGGCCUUGUCAGGACUCUUACAUGACAUUCAACGACUGGAGAAAGGACCUCCUAAAUAUAAGCGGCCCAUGGAUUUAUUAAUAAAAGCUGUACGAGAGGGCGUAAUAGAAGGGUGUACAAAGAACAGGAGCGCCACGUGUUGCGAGAUAUUCAUCGACAGAAUGUACUUCAUGACGUACGGUCCUAGAAAGGAAGUUCAUCUCCAGAGCGACUCGCGGGGCCCGCAGCGCGUGCACACGAUCUGGCCGGCGGCUGGCCGGCGUGGCGUAUUGGAAGCCGUGGGGAUCCCGCGACGCGUUUAA